AUUGUCUUCUUUGUAGUCUAUGUGACAUCAGUCUUAGGCAAUGUCAUGAUCAUCGUCAUCAUCUUCUCUGAUUCACAUUUGAACUCUCCUAUGUACUUCUUGCUCAGUAAUCUUUCAUUUAUCGAUAUCUGCCAAUCUAACUUUGCCACUCCCAAGAUGCUUGUGGACUUUUUUAUCGAGCAUAAAACUAUCUCCUUUGGGGGUUGCAUGGCUCAGAUAUUUCUUCUUCAUAGUUUUGUUGGGAGUGAAAUGAUGCUACUUGUAGCCAUGGGGUAUGACAGGUUUAUAGCAAUAUGUAAGCCACUGCACUACAGUAUGAUUAUGAACAGAAGACUGUGUAUAAUUUUUGUGUCUAUUUCCUGGGCGGUGGGCAUUCUCCAUUCCGUGAGUCACUUGGUCUUUACAGUGACUCUCCCAUUCUGUGGUCCCAAUGAAGUAGACAGCUUCUUUUGUGACCUUCCCCUGGUGAUAAAGCUGGCUUGCAUGGACACAUACAAAAUGGAAAUUAUGACCCUGGCCAACAGUGGGCUGAUAUCUCUGAGCUGUUUUCUGGCUUUAAUUAUUUCCUAUACCAUCAUCUUGAUCACUAUCCAAUGCCAGUCCUCCAGUGGGUCAUCCAAGGCACUUUCUACAUUAACUGCUCAUAUCACAGUGGUGAUUCUAUUCUUUGGGCCUUGCAUUUAUUUCUAUAUAUGGCCUUUUAGCAGACUUUCUGUGGAUAAGUUCUUGUCUGUCUUCUAUACCAUUUGUACACCUUUACUAAAUCCCAUUAUAUAUUCUCUGAGGAAUGAAGAUGUUAAAUCAGCCUUUCAGAAAUUGCGAAACCACAGUGUAAAUGCUUAGAAAAACCAAGAAUUUCUGUGA
This is a messenger RNA of Nannospalax galili (Upper Galilee mountains blind mole rat), 864 nucleotides long. RefSeq names its product olfactory receptor 4K1. The transcript has a single exon. Gene Ontology annotation, cellular component: membrane. The record is from RefSeq and is a predicted model, not a curated record. Lineage: Eukaryota; Metazoa; Chordata; Mammalia; Rodentia; Spalacidae. Gene Ontology annotation, molecular function: G protein-coupled receptor activity; olfactory receptor activity. The annotation marks the transcript as partial. Gene Ontology annotation, biological process: G protein-coupled receptor signaling pathway.